This is a messenger RNA of Strongylocentrotus purpuratus (purple sea urchin), 848 nucleotides long. RefSeq lists its product as uncharacterized. NCBI's taxonomy places the organism in Eukaryota, Metazoa, Echinodermata, Echinoidea, Camarodonta, Strongylocentrotidae. The coding region runs from base 106 to 609 and encodes 167 amino acids. The record is from RefSeq and is a predicted model, not a curated record. The transcript is spliced from 2 exons.
UCUCGUGUUAAUAAUUUGUCAUCUUUAAAUUUAGAAAGCAGUGGCACGCCUGUGACUUUGACGAUCGUAUCUGUAGCCGUGAUUCUUGUCCUCAUCUGUGUCAUCAUGAUAUUCAUUUGUAUUCGUAAACGCAAAAGAUCUCGACAGCAAGGGAACAGGAGUUCUCCCAUCGCUUCGGCAAGCUUCACCGCGACUCCCCGUAUGUGCACAGACUUGUUACCCGCAAAUUCACCAACAAGCUCCGGAAACCGACAAGUAGACGAUGUAUACCAUGAAUAUGAAAGUGUGUGCGUUUGCGGGCAGGACUCGUCGAAAUCGAGCACCCGUGCGAACCAAGGAACGAGUCAGGGAAUCUCCUUGAGCAAGACGAAGUCGACGUCGGAAAACGACCAGUCGCAUGAUUAUGAGAAUCCGUCCUUCGACGAUAAGGAAUAUACUGACCUUGAUUUCUCUCAAGUCAAGAAGGGCGGUGAUCCAACGAAGCCGACGUCCUCCGGUAAGGAAUAUACUGAUCUUGAUUUCUCUAAGAUCGAGAAGGGCGGUGAUCCAACGAAGUCCUUUGACGGUAAGGAAGAUGUUGAUCCGGCCUAUGAAGUUUGUAUCAUAUAGAAUGUCAAUCAAAUAGAUUUCAAGUCUUUUACAAAAAUAGAAUUACAUCAAGAUAUACACUUGAAAUAUAUAUUGAAGACAGUCAUGAAGAUUAUCAUAACAAAGAGAAUUACCUUAUAGAUUUAUGAAAAGUAUGUACAGCCAAAACCUGUUUAUAGCGACUGCCAAAGGGAAACACAAAGGCCCAAAUUCACAAAGCAAGGUUUGAGCUCAGACCAAGGUUUGAGCUCAAAAACCUC